AUGCCAUUGAACAGCACCACCGAUUGCAUUCCGACGUUUACUGAUUUGCUGCGCUUCCGCGACUCGCGGCGCGACCAGCUGCUGAGCGAUCGUGAGGCAUCACUGGAUUUAUUCGAAGCCAGCUCCAAGCCAGCUGCCGGCAGGGGCAAAGGAAAGGGCAAGGGCAAGGGCAAGAGCGUCGAGGAGGAUGACGAGCCCACUGCCCAGGCAGCCAGCGGCAACACCAGCCAACCACCAGGCGCAUCCCAGGCAUUGUGGGCGGAGCUGCAGCAGAGCAUCGAGCGAGAGCGGCGUGUCAACCAGCAGCUGCUGAGUCAGUUCGGCCAGCCCACUCUGCAGGCGCCCCAUUCCUCUGGCCCGCCGCCGCUCCCACCGCGCCGCGCCCUGCCGCCUGCUACCAUCCCGGUGAUUCUGCUGCGACCUGACCUGUCUGGAUUCAUCCACGAGCUGGAGCAAUCGCAGGACCAGCAGCGCGCGCAGCUGGCGAGCCAGGACACCGAAAAGUAUGGCAGAAAGUGGCUCAUAGCGCGCUGCCAGGCAGCGACUGCGGGGCUGGGGCCAGAGGCUGCCGAAGUAAUGUGCACGGAGAUCUUCACGCUGCUGCGGUCCGACCGCAGCGACACAGAUAUCCAGGGCCAGCUGCUGGAGCUGGUCGGCUUCAGCAGCAUGGACUUUCUGGGCGACCUGAUCUCGCAGCGCGCCGAGAUCGUGGACCGCAUCUCCAGGGAAUCGGACUAUGCCAAGGCCGAGGCAGCACUCAGGAAAAGGGCCCUACCAGGUGUGCAGGCGUCAAUCCAGACGGCCAGCGAGCUCGCCCUGCAGAAGGAGAUCUUGAAGGAGAAGCGCAAGGGCAAGCGCGCUGCAAACAACGACGCCAACGACGAGACCGAGGAGCAAAAGUCGGCGCAGAUACUGGGAUUUGGUGCUGACCUGUUGCGCGCUCGCGAGCGCCAGCUGAUGGAGCGCCACGAGGAGGUGCUUCUACCCGCGUCGCGUGAAGCUGAAAAAUACCCACAUGUAUACACGUCCAGCGGCAGAGCCGCCGGCGGCACGUCGCGCGACGAGUACCCCGACCAUGAGGAGAUCACGAUUCCGAUCACCAAGCCUGCGCCAAAGCGACUGACGGAGACACCGGUCAUGAUCGGCGAGAUGGAUCCACUGUGCCGGUACACGUUCCGCAAGUACACGUCGCUGAACCGCAUCCAGUCUAUCAUCUACCCGACGGCGUACGGUACCAACGAGAACAUCCUGCUAUCGGCGCCUACCGGAGCUGGUAAAACCGACGUCGCCCUGCUGACAAUUCUUCGCACGAUCUCGCAGUACUGCUCGCCGUCGCCAGCCGACCUCGACUGGCAGGACGUGUCACACAAGCCAGAGUUCGUCGUGGCCAAGUCGGACUUCAAGAUCGUGUACGUGGCGCCCAUGAAGGCGCUGGCGGCCGAGGUGGUCGAGAAAUACCAGAGCCGGCUCAAGUGGCUCGGGAUUCAGUGUCGUGAGCUCACCGGCGACAUGCAGCUGACCAAGGCUGAGGUCAACGCGACGCAGAUCAUUGUGACUACGCCCGAGAAGUGGGACGUGGUAACGCGCAAGAGCAGCGGCGAUAUGGAUCUGGUGGACAAGGUCAAGCUGCUGAUCGUCGACGAGAUCCAUCUGCUCAAUGAAGACCGCGGCAGUGUCAUCGAGACUCUGAUUGCCCGCACGCAGCGCCAAGUCGAGAGCCGCCAGUCUAUGAUCCGCCUCGUCGGUCUGUCGGCGACCCUGCCCAACUACAUGGACGUGGCCGGCUUCCUGGGCGUCAACCUGCACAAAGGCAUGUUCUACUUUGACUCUGGGUUCCGUCCCGUGCCGCUCGAGCAGCACUUUGUCGGUGUCCACGGAAAGGCCGGCACCCCGGCGACAACACGGUUACUGAACCGCGUGUGCUACGACCGCGUGCAGCAGCUGGUGUCGGAGGGGCACCAGGUCAUGGUCUUUGUGCAUGCCCGCAAGGAGACCGUCAACACUGCCAAGGCCAUUCGCGAGCUGGCCAUGCAGGAAGGCACGCUUGAUAUGUUUGCUGGCGACAAGGAGUCACCGCAGUACAGGAGACUGGCAGGGGGCGUGGCCAAAUCAAAGAACCGUGAGAUGGCGGAGCUGUUCGGCGACGGAUUCUCGAUCCACCACGCCGGCAUGCUGCGCUCGGACCGCAACCUGGUUGAGCAGAUGUUUGAUGCGGGUGUCGUGCGCGUACUGUGCUGCACGUCGACGCUGGCGUGGGGUGUCAAUCUGCCAGCCUAUGCGGUCGUAAUCAAGGGCACACAGGUGUACGAUUCGCAGAAGGGUUCGUUUGUUGAUCUGUCUAUUCUCGACGUGCUGCAGAUUUUCGGCCGCGCUGGUCGCCCGCAGUACGAGUCGCAUGGUGUCGGCUACAUCCUGACCACCCACGACCGGCUGCAGCACUACGUGUCGGCCAUCACCAUGCAGCACCCGAUCGAGUCCAAAUUCGCCAGCAACCUGAUUGACAACCUCAACGCGGAGGUCACGCUGGGCACGGUUACCAAUGUCGAAGAGGGCGUGGCAUGGCUCGGAUACACAUACAUGUACAUCCGCAUGCAGCGCAACCCGACUGUCUACGGCCUGUCUGGCGACGAGAUGGUCGAUGACCCGAUGCUUGGACAAAGGCGUAGCGAGCUGAUUAGGAAUGCCGCGCGCGAGCUUGCACGCCUGCAGAUGAUCGUGUUUGACCCAGCGACGGGCUUCAUGGCCGCCAAGGAUCUGGGCCGCAUCUCGUCGUCGUAUUAUCUGCGCCACGAGAGCGUCGAAGUGUUCAACCAGACGAUGCGCCCGCGCAUGACCGAGGCUGACGGCAUCGCGAUGCUCAGUCUCAGCAAGGAGUUCGACCAGAUCCGCACGCGCAACACUGAGGAAAAGGAGCUCAAGCUGCUGCUCAAAAGCGCUUGCUGCUGUGACGUCAAGGGCGGAAUCGACAGCCAGCACGGCAAGACAAGUGUGCUGCUUCAGGCGGGCAUUUCACGUGUGAGGAUCGAGGACUUUUCACUUGUCUCGGACACCGCGUAUGUAGCCCAGAAUGGCGCACGGAUUAUCCGCGCGCUGUUUGAGAUUGCCUUGAGUCGCAGCUGGGGGCCGGCGGCUGCUGUCGCGCUGUCUCUGAGCAAGUCGAUUGAGAAGAAGAUGUGGCCGUUCGAACACCCGCUCAAGCAGUUCAACCUGCCGCACGACAUCAUGCGCCGGCUGGAGAGCGACAGCGGGAUGACUGUCGACAUGGAGAGGCUGUAUGAAAUGGACAGCGGCGAGCUCGGUGCCCUGGUGCAUAAUCACCGGUACGGGCCGAUUCUGGCCGCCGCCGUGCGCCAGUUCCCGAGGCUGGAGCUGGACGCGCAGAUUGUACCAAUUACCAGAGGCGUGCUGCAGGUGACGUUGACAGUGACAGCAGACUUUGAAUGGAGCGAUCGCGUGCACGGUUUCGCUGAGGCGUUCUGGAUCUGGGUCGAGGAUGCGGACAACACCGAGAUCUACCACACUGAAAACGUGCUGCUGCGCAAAAAGGGAUACAGAGAGCCAAAGGUCUCUGUGUUCACCAUCCCCGUGCAUGAGCCCCUGCCUGCACAGAUAUUCAUCCGCGCUGUUUCGGAUCGCUGGAUCGGUGCCGAGACCGUUACAGCUGUAUCAUUCAAGCACCUGAUGCUGCCUGAGCACCACGAGACGCACACCGAUCUGCUGGAUCUCCAGCCGCUGCCAGUCUCUGCGCUCAACGACCCGGUUUUGGAGGAGAUCUGCGCGUCGCGGUUCUCACACUUUAACCCCGUGCAGACCCAGAUCUUCCACACGCUCUACCGCCAGCCGUUCAACGCCCUGGUGGGCGCCCCAACCGGUUCCGGUAAGACCAUUGCUGCCGAGCUGGCCAUGUGGUGGGCGUUCCGGGAGCACCCAAAGCAGAAGGUUGUGUAUAUUGCGCCGCUUAAGGCCCUUGUCAAAGAGCGCGUGGCCGACUGGGGCAAGCGUCUGACGGGACCCAUGGGCCGCACGCUGGUGGAGAUGACUGGUGACGUGUCGCCUGAUCCGGAGUCUAUCCGCAACGCUGACAUUAUCAUCACGACGCCCGAGAAGUGGGACGGUGUCAGCCGUGCUUGGCAUGCACGCGAGUACGUCCAGAACGUGUCGCUGGUGAUCAUUGAUGAGAUCCAUUUGCUUGGCGGAGACCGCGGUCCGAUUCUCGAGGUGAUUGUAUCGCGCAUGAACUACAUUGCAGCGCAGACCGGCAAGUCUGUGCGCGUUGUUGGGCUCUCUACAGCACUGGCCAAUGCGCGCGAUCUGGCAGACUGGCUCGGCAUCGCCAAGGUUGGACUGUACAAUUUCCGGCACAGCGUGCGCCCGGUGCCUCUGGAAAUCUACAUUGACGGGUUCCCAGGCCGUCACUACUGUCCACGCAUGGCGUCGAUGAACCGGCCAGCGUAUAGAGCCAUCCGCACGCACUCGCCAACAAAGCCCGUCAUCAUUUUUGUGAGUUCACGUCGCCAGACGCGCUUGACGGCGCAGGAUCUGAUCGCCUUUUGCGGCGUCGAAGACAACCCGCGGCACUUUUUGCACAUGGACGACUGGGAGAUCGAGGCUGUGUUGGCGCGCACCCAAGAUGCGAACCUGCGCUUGUCGCUGAGCUUUGGAAUCGGCAUGCAUCAUGCCGGUCUAACCGAGAACGAUAGACGGAUUUGCGAGCAGCUCUUCCACGACCGCAAGAUCCAGAUCCUGGUUGCCACAUCGACGCUGGCUUGGGGAGUCAACCUGCCUGCGCACCUGGUGAUCCUGAAGGGCACCGAGUUCUUCGAUGCACCGUCCAAGGGCUACGUGGACUUCCCCAUCACUGAUGUUCUGCAGAUGAUUGGUCGUGCUGGCCGCCCGCAGUUCGAUGACCAGGCCAUUGCGCGCAUCUUUGUAACCGACACGAAAAAGGAGUUUUACAAAAAGUUCCUCCACGAGCCGUUCCCUGUCGAGUCUUCUCUGCACAAGCAUUUGGCCGAGCACAUCAAUGCCGAGAUUGCCGCAGGUGCAAUCAAGAGCGCGCAGGACGCUGUCGAUUACCUCUCGUGGACAUACCUGUACAGAAGGCUGCGGCAGAACCCGACCUUCUAUGGUGUCGAAGAGCCAUCGGAGAGCGGCGUCAACGAGUACCUAUCGAAGCUAAUCAUGGGCUGCUUCCGCGACCUCGAGCAGGCGCUGUGCGUCACUGUUACGCAUGACCUGGAUGCGGGCGGUGUCACCGUCGCACCGACGGCUCUAGGCAAGAUUGCCUCGCAGUACUACCUGUCGCACAUGACCAUGCGCACAUUUGCCCAACGCCUUGCCAGUAUUGACAGCAGCAACCGAUUCUGCGACCUCUUGCAUCUAAUGAGCGAGGCGGCCGAGUGGGCCGAGCUGCCAGUGCGGCACAAUGAGGAUCUGCUGAAUCGCGAGCUGGAGCGCGAGGUUCCAUUCAAGCUCGCCCGCGGCACCGUCGAUUACCUGAGUCCGCACGCAAAGGCCAAUCUGCUCGUGCAGAAGCACCUGGUGCGCGGCACGCUACCCAGCAGCGACUAUAUGACGGAUACUCGGACAGUCCUGGACUCGUCGAUCCGUAUCUUGCAGGCGAUGGUGGAUGUCGCGGCGUAUCUGGGCAAGGUCGACGAGGCCCUGGCGACCAUGCAAGUGAUGCAGGCGAUCAAGCAGGCGUCGAUGCCCGACGAGUCGCCGCUGCGCCAGCUUGAGCCAGAGAUCUCAAUGGACGAGAUUCGCAGGAUGUUCGGCAAAAACUCGCAGGCACGCUGCCUCGGCGACCUCCUGGUGAUGCCCGACAAUAAGCUGAAGGCGCUGUUCCGUCCCACCGGCUCCGAGCACACGGAGAAAUGGUGCGAGGCGAUCCGGGCGCUGCCGCCAGUCGACAUCUCCGUGGCCCCUGGCAGCGCCCUGCGGGACGGAUCAGGCAAGCCAAAGAAGCUCUCGUCCCUCAAUGGCCUGGAUCCGAUGACGCAGCAUUCAAUUGUUGUCGAUGUUAGAUACAGCCGGAUCCAGUCAUCCCUCAGGAAGCCCAAGUUUUUGCGCGAGACCGGGCAGGCGCUGACGCCAAGAUUUGGCAAGACGCAGUACGAGGGGUGGUGGGUGGUGCUAGCCCAGGGCGACGAGCUGCUGGCCAUUAAGCGGAUUAACAUGCAGGGAAAGCCUGAGGAGUCGGGCGUGUGGUCAAAUUCGGGCGAGGUUGCAGUCAAGAAACACAGGGAUACUGAGGCGAGGUCUGCCAAGCUUGCGUUCAUUACACCGUCGCAGCCUGGCGCCUACACGCUAAAGCUGUACCUGAUCAGCGAUGCAUACCUGGGGCUUGACCAGGAGAUGGAGGUGCAAAUCACCGUCGGUGCGGAUCGCAUGGCGCUGGACGCAGAGUCGCAGUACAUUAGCAAGGAGCGUCUUAAGGAGUACCAGUAA
Molecule: messenger RNA, 6450 nt
Organism: Linderina pennispora
Lineage: Eukaryota; Fungi; Kickxellomycota; Kickxellomycetes; Kickxellales; Kickxellaceae
Product: Sec63-domain-containing protein
Exons: 2
Coding region: 1-6450 (2149 amino acids)
Molecular function (GO): nucleic acid binding; ATP hydrolysis activity; ATP binding
Source: RefSeq, a predicted model, not a curated record